Molecule: messenger RNA, 925 nt
Organism: Pipistrellus kuhlii (Kuhl's pipistrelle)
Lineage: Eukaryota; Metazoa; Chordata; Mammalia; Chiroptera; Vespertilionidae
Product: protein FAM24A
Exons: 3
Coding region: 407-793 (128 amino acids)
Source: RefSeq, a predicted model, not a curated record
GGGACCCUUGAGUCCUCAGGCGGACGCUCUAUCCACUGAGCCACCCCGGUCAGGGCUGUUCUUGUAUUUCAUUCGGAACACAAAUUUGCUUUUGACCAACAGUCAAACCUUAAAAGGCUCUCCGAGGGGCCCAGUGCCUGGAAGGGGAGGUGGAGUGACCCACGGUGGUGAUUGGCGAUCAGGUUCCCAGGGUGCUCACAGCGGAAUUUGGAACUGGGGGCGAGGCUGCCUCCAGUGUGAUGUCACACAGCCUCGGCCCAGUGAGCAUGGAGGGCGAGCGGGACAGCGGCUGUCCAUUCUGCUGCUCCGGUGGGGCCGCGAGCGCUCCAGACGGACCCCUGAGCCGCCCCCGAGGACAGUCAGAGGCUCCUUUCUCAGCGGAGGGGCUUGAGGCAUUCCCCACGAGAUGUGCUGGGCCCUGAAGUCCGUGUUAGCCGUGUGCUUCCUUCUCUGUUGGCACCCACCCUGCAGGGGCGACUCAGACGGUAAGCUUUCUCAGAUCAACUCCAUCGUCAUGAUCAGCAUCGGCGCCGGGAUCCUGGUGGCCCUGCUGGCGCUGAUAUGUGUCACCAGCUGUCUUUACUUCAAAGUGGCCAAGGCAUUGAAGACUUCGAAACCGCCUUUUUGUUUGGCCUUAAAAAACCACCCGUCCAUGGUCAAUCAGGACAAGAUCACGGCCUCGUCCGUCACCGCCAGCUGCUACCCCAACCUCCAGUUCUGCGAGGAGUGCCCCUUGUUCACCGACUUCGACUCCCUGCCGCCAUGCCUCUGUGAUGUGAACGAGGGCCUCUGACUCGGGGCACGGGCCCUCCGGGGCGAUCUUUCUUUCUUAGUAGAAUGUUUUGUUGUUCCAGUCGGGUUUGUAUUGUGUAUAUUAUGUACCGUGUAACGUAUUUAUGGGCUUUUGAGUAAAUGCAGUAUUGAA